AGUUGCUGUUGUUUGGACACUGUGUUGCUCUUACCUGCUCCUGACAUUGAAGACACAUUAAACCUUAGAGAGGGGCACGGUGGGCAUUUACCGACUGACGAGCUUAUGAGUAAUAAGGGAAGCGUCUCGCAACGAGGACUUUGAAUUUGCGCACUAGCGGCAGAAGAGCUAGCUCCAAAGCUUGAACCUUCGGUGACAGAAGAAAGAAAAACAGCAAAGACAGCCGACGGCUUGGCGUGCUUUCUUUGUUUAUGUCGUGCCAGUCUGAACCGCGGUAUUAAUUUUCUUUGUCUUUAAUUGAGAUAUUUUCUGCGCAUACGGUAUUUAUAUUUGUACUUUAUUACCAUUACGCGGAGGGCAGAUAGCUCGUUAGCUAACGUUAGCCCGUAGCGCAAAGAAACAGUCUUGUUGUCAAGCUUUGAUGCUUUCGUAACUGCCCGACAGUGACAGAUAACUAUAGCUAACAGCGGGAGAAAAGUCGGGUUUGUGGAAAUAAUUUUCGUGCCUCUGUAUUUUUUUAUUUGCUGUUUGUCACUGGAUCAGGUGCUCUGUUGUACUGUGACACAGGACACAACACUGUAGCCGAACAAGUUGAUGUUCACUCGCUAAAUCGAAGCCUGUAGGAGACGUUUGUGGCCGUUGAACAAGUUUGACUUGUCCUUGCGUUUAUUCCUGAUUUUAAAUCGAGUGAUUCAGGGUUGCUUUUUUUAAUCCGUAUCGAUCUUAAAGCACACAAACAAGUAACAGGUUAACUGACAGCUGGCCUUGUACGUUUUAGGUUGGCUAGCAGGUUGCGUAAUUUGUUUGUGAGCAAGCUGUCAGCCUGUGCUGGGUAACUUGUUAAACUGUUAUUUAAAACUUGUGUAUCUUUGUCAGCCUUAGGUGAUCAGUGUGUUCAGCCUUAGGCGGCGUGGUGGAUGUCAUUUUAAAUAUUUAACACAUUUUAUCAUUCUUCUUUGGUACCGUUUUAAUGUCAAGAACAUAUGACGUGAUCAAGUCGUCACUCCUUACUGUAACUCACAGAGUCGCUGUUGGAUGCUCACACUCAUGAAUCUGGUAGCUUUAGAAAAGUAAGUAGAUAGAGUAAUGAAUUAAAGUCGCCAUCUGAAACUAUUGUGAGACAGUGCUGUGAUCAGGGAGAGACAGGCGUGGAGAAAGGGUCCCUCGGAGGGUCCCAUUGUGUCUUGAGGUGAGGUGAGCUGCCCCCCACUACUUGCCAAUGCUGGAUCUGGAGGUGGUGCCUGAGAGAUCACUAGGAAAUGAGCAAUGGGAAUUCGCCUUAGGGAUGCCAUUGGCCCAGGCCAUCUCUAUUCUGCAGAAACACUGCCGCAUCAUCAAAAAUGUCCAGGUGCUAUACAGUGAACAGACGCCACUCAGCCAUGACCUCAUACUGAACUUGACUCAGGAUGGGAUUAAACUGCUGUUUGAUGCCACAAAUCAGAGACUCAAGGUGAUUGAAGUGUAUGACCUGAGCAAAGUCAAGUUGAAAUACUGUGGAGUCCAUUUCAACUCUCAGGCCAUUGCCCCCACAAUAGAGCAAAUAGACCAGUCAUUUGGAGCUACACACCCAGGAGUCUACAAUGCUGCAGAGCAGUUGUUCCAUCUCAACUUCCGUGGGCUGUCCUUCUCCUUCCAACUGGACUCAUGGAACGAAGCUCCAAAGUACGAGAUUCCACAUGGGGCCAUGGUCAAGAGGAUGCACAUUUACACUGGCAACAACCUGCAGGAAACAAGAGCUCCGGUGAUGCCAUUGGCUUGUUUCCUUGGUAACAUCUAUGCAGAGUGCGUGGAUGUCCUGAGAGACCGGGCAGGGCCUCUGGGGCUCAAACUCCGCCUUCUCACCGCAGGUUGUGGUCCUGGUGUGAUGGCUGAUGCUAAAGUGAGGUCCCUUGAAAGGAGCAUCUACUUUGGAGAUUCCUGUCAGGACGUGCUGGGUGCUCUGGGAUCGCCACAUAAAGUCUUUUACAAGUCUGAGGACAAGAUGAAGAUCCACUCUCCAUCACCUCACAAGCAGGUUCCUUCUAAAUGUAACGACUACUUCUUCAACUACUUCACCCUCGGAGUGGAUAUCCUGUUUGACUCUACAAGUCACCUGGUUAAGAAGUUUGUCCUCCAUACCAACUACCCCGGACAUUACAACUUCAAUAUAUAUCAUCGAUGUGACUUUAAGAUUCCUCUUGUCAUUAAGAAAGAAGGAGCUGACUCUCAGACGGAGGACUGCAUCUUAACCACCUACAGCAAGUGGGAUCAGAUUCAGGAACUGCUGGGUCAUCCGAUGGAAAAACCCGUAGUGCUCCACAGGUCCUCAUCAGCCAAUAACACCAACCCCUUCGGCUCUACCUUCUGCUUUGGACUGCAGAGGAUGAUCUUUGAGGUGAUGCAGAAUAACCACAUAGCAUCAGUGACCCUCUACGGUGCUCCACGGACCGCCAGUCAAGCCCGACCUGAGUCUAGUAGUAGUUCCCACUGAACAAGUAACCAGAUCAACGUCCCAUUCUGGCCAGUCCUGAAUCUAGUACCUCUACUGACUGCACCUCUAACCCAGAGCCAGAUUCUUAACCAAGCAGACGUAACCCAGAACAACAACGUCCUUCUUGCCCAGCUCAGACGCUACAGAACAGAAACACAACCAGAACCCAGAAUAACCAAAUCAGCUUUUCCUGGUGGGUCCAAAGGCUUACUCUUUCAAUCAGACACACCCAGUCAGUACAGUCAACCCAGCCCAGACUACCACAGGAACCAGGAUCUAAUGGCAUGGCUGCAGUGCUGGAGCACUGAUGCUUUGAAGUGAAACCAAUGAAAUGAUUUCUUGGUUGUGUGGUGCUGCAAACUGACAUGGUGAAGAAAUCUGUGCUCCAGAAGAGUUCAUCCUGCCCAGACUGCAGUUUGGAUGGUUCCACCAGUAAGAUGUAAUGCAGCCUGUACAUGACAACAAUCUCCAUAACAUUGUGGUGGUGAGAUGAUCAGCAUUUAAAUAUCAUCUGCAACAAAUCUCUGUCAAGUGUUGAACAUCAAACAUAGAGUUGUGGACUUAAUAUGGCCGCCAGUGGAAAACGCUGUGGCCAAAGUCUUGAAACAAACUCUGGCUUGUCCCACUGAAUACACAUCAACCGACCACACUGCCAGCCCAACCAGUACCGCCUGUCUUCCUGCCACAACAUCAGGACCAGACGCGACUGGCUCAAGCAAAGCACGGACACAUCUGAACCGCAAUGAACCAAACCAGCCCAGCCCAACCAUGAGCCAUCAGAGCCAAACACACUGGAAGCUGGAGAGGACUGUAACCAAAAACAGGAAACACAAGAAUCCGGAUUUUUGUCGUACAAGAGAAGAACCAAACGUACUCAGUGGUCGGAGAGUCAUGAGGCGCCAGAACACACCCCCAACAGCCGGGUGACCAGAUACGAAGCCGAACGAUCCAAACAUCCAACAUCAGCUCGCUUCCCCCCCUUCCUGCUCACUCUUCCUCCACCUUUCUUCAGUGGUGCCCACAAACACACACACACACACACACAAGCACACAGCAGCAAACACGCGACAGCUGUUGUUAUUCGCAGCUCUGGACGUUGGCGUGUCUGUUUUUCUCAAGCACACACACACACACACACACCAACAAACACUCACAUAAAUGAGCAUCUGCAUGUGUUAGGCUGCUGAUUUUUGAAUCGACAUUUCAAUAGACUUUAAUUCAAGCACACACAGCAUUUCAGUCCCUUCACUACUAUUCUCACAUGUAUUUCUAAUACAUGAAAGCUGGUUAAUCUUUUCAGCCUUUUUAAAGCGCGAUGCAACGUGGAGACAUGCAGGCAUGACACAAGGAUUUGCAUGAACUUGGCAGAUGUUUUUCAAUGAGGGGAGACUUACUAGAAGCACAAACUGUCAACCUGUUCUGUUUAUUUGAUCCUGCAUGUUGUGACGGGACUUUGCACACACUUUUUUGCCCUGCUUCACUCAUUCACGCCAUUUUCAUCGUGUUUUUUUUUUUUUAAACCGUUUUACAUUUGCACUAAUACACACCUUUUUACUUGAUUGGUUGAUUGUGCCCUAUCUCAGAGAUUGAUUUGUGGAGACAUUUGGAGAAUAGUGCUGUGUGUGUGUAUGUGUGUCUGUUUUUAUCCAUAGGUUUGGACCGAGGAGAGGUCCUGCUAUGGUGCAUGGUGUAUGCAGUCAUGUCUCUGUGUUCCACUCUUCUCCCUCUUUCCUCUGGGCUUACUCCAACUCUCCAUCUGAUUGAUGCAUUGCAACUCAUCCCUCAGCAAUGUCUGCAUUCACCUCUUUGUUGAAUUGCCAAAUGCUAUAGCCAAAGACGUUUCAGGAUUUCAUUUGAUCCGCUGACUUUACAGCCGUCUUGUUCUAACUCGUCCUACGGAGAGGUGUGUGUGUUUGCCGUCUCCUUUCCGUCACAUCUUUUGUUUCUAAUCUGCACAUCAAAGUCAUUGCUGUGGUAAAGCCUCUAAAUUCAGCUCCUGGUUUCUCUAACUGCUGACAGUAAUUACAUAAGAUGUGAAAAGCUGACUUAUGUGAGCAUUUUGAAACCAACCAGCCUGUCUUUCAUCUGGAUUGGUGGAGACACAUUAACAACAGUAACAACUAGUGUCGCCCCUCUUGUGAGUGUCUCUUGUAUAGUGGUUAUUAGAGAGCUGUAAUUUAAAGAAUUACUAUUGUUCCUCUGUGGAUUCAGUACAUUUUAACCCCUUAAGGAAGUGGGGAGAGAACAUCAGUCAUUCCUUCAUCAUAACGUGUGUUUGCGUCUCCCUCCCAGUGUAUGAAUUCAGAAUCUUUUUAAUGAUAAGCAUUUGAAUAAACUGUGUAUUAAUUUGAAUACACAUAUUCUCAUGUAUCGUCCCUUGAUACAAAUGCCAUUUGUUUAUUAUUUUUCACUAUUGCUGAAUUUAUGAUUGUUUGUAUCAACAUGUGCGAAGGCAUGAGGGUUGAAGUCAGGGCCCGUAUACAUGAUGAAAUGUUGGAAGCACUGACUGGAAAAUUUAGACCAUUAAACGCCAAACUGGCUGCUUCCAGAUGCUUUGCAAAAAUGCAGCAUUUUUCUAGAAUGGGUGAGAUGAUUCUGCAAAGUUGAGGUAUAUCAAGCAGUUUGAAGGGACUUGACAUUCAGACUGACUUCACUGUGGUGUUCUUAUUACUACGUCCGUGUUCUUUAGCAGCCCCAACGGACUGAAUUGAUUGAUUUAAUUGCUUGAUUGUAUCCUUCACUGAAACCAAAUGGCAGCACAGUGCGAGUAGUCCAGAAGCAUCCUCAACAGUACCUUAAAGCAGUUUGGCAUCAUAUGAUCAGAAGAAAGCAAACACUCAUUUUAAGUCUAAUCAAAUUUAUGAUCAUUGUAAAUUCUAGUCAAGGGUCAACUUUUUUUUUUAUUCACCAUUUAUAGCCUUUAUUCACAGUACCUUGUUUUUUGGCACAGCGUGGAUCUGAACUUCAGGAUUGUUAAAACCCACUUCCUGUUGUUUCUUACCGGGCACAUGAGCAGGAGAAGACCACAUUAAAGAGCAGCUACGAAGUACAUUUCUGUGCUGCAUGAAUCCAGUCAGUUAGGCAGUUGUGAGGUUGUUAUGUGUCGGGCCCUGACGCCGAGAGUCGAUGUUGAUGUACAAAUGCUGUAAAUAGUUGUGCACUCUUAUUCUGCUGUCCUCUUAUUACAUGAUCUCUAUGGCUCGGCACAGAUACAACCGACUCAGGCACUGGCUGAGUAGCUCAAUAUUUCCUCCUUGAUUCUGAUUGGACUAAAAAAAAAAGUCAAGAGGAGGCAUCUGCUCACAGCUGACUCAUUAACAAUCACUGGAUUUGUUUUUUUUUUUUUUUAUUUCUCUCACUUCCAUACCACUCAGUAUUGAAACUCAUGCAAUGCUAAGGCUGCAAGUCCACAGAAGUGUUGGGUGUUAGCAGGUCACCCUGCUUCAGCUCUGCUUGAACUGCUACUGCAAGUUGUCCACGUUUGAUCCCCAGAAACAGCAUCACAUACGAAGGAAAGCACCGAUCCUUCACAUUUGAACUGGAAGAGAGCUCUGGUGGAGAUGUUUUUGUAGAGUGGACAGAAUCUGAUUUGGAGUCUAGCAUUGGCAUGUUGCUAGAUUAUACGUCUACUUGUUUACACUAGAAAAAAAAUAUCUCUUUGGCUGCAGCUUUCUUGUAGUCAGGCUCCCUCCUUAGUGAGGUGAUGUGGUUUCUGGAAACAGGAGAGCUGACUGUUUCACAGUCUAGUUUCUUAAACUGGGAUUCCAAAAGUGAGAGUAAUGGCUUCCAACAAAUAAACUCAUUUUCUCAUUGGUGUUCCCAGGUUUUAAGAUGUUUAAGAGCAAAAAUCCAGCAAAGUCUGAUGAACUUGGAAACAGAAAGUUCCCUGCUCCUGUUCUGGUUUAUCCACAUCUCGAGCUGAAUGAGGAAUCAGGUGUAAUAUAACAUGAAAGCUAUAUUCAAACAUUUUCCUCGGCUUGCUUUUGUGCAAGUAAAUAUGAGAAAAUCGAGAAAAAAGAAAACGCAAAACUGUUGAACAUUGUGCCUCAUCUCCCACCGAGCCUGUCCUUGACUUCUGUCUCUAUCUCCUCUGUAAAAAGGAAUCUGCUUGUACAUACAACUCGAGAAUGCAUUUGAACUGCAUCAUUGUACAGUACGUAUGUGUGUGUGAGUCACUGAGCAUUAGCAACAAGCUAACAUGGUCUAACAUAUCAGUCAUUUUAGUUUUCCUGUUACCUGCAGAAAAUGGCAGGUUGGGCUGGGUUUCCCGAAACAAAACAAUGUUUAAUGUGGUGUGUGUGUGUGUGUUACUAAGUACACCAGACGCCCAGAACAAUGAGCAAAUGACCAUUAACAUUUAUCAUAGUUACCGAGGAAUGCAUGAUUUUAGCAGUGUAAUUCUGCAAAUAAAGACCUAGUUGUCCAGAAGAUGGUAUCAGAUGUUCAUAAAGCAGAGGGGAAACCAUUCUGUUGUCUCCCUCUCCACUCUGCUGGAUUUGAAUAAAUUGGUCACCACCCGAAAGAUCCCAGAACUAGCUUGAGCUUUGCUCCAUUGGAAACAGAUGGGUCAAAGAUGACAUGAAAAAACAGAAACUGUAGAGGCGGCAGCAAAUGAAGCAAAUCAAGAUGCUCCUGUGGGAAAACAUACAGAAGUGUAAAGUUUGUUUAAGCGCAGCGCAAUGCACACACUAGACGCUGACAUUAGAAGAGAGAAAGAUUCUAGUCUUCAACCCAGUUUUGGUAAACCCAGCCCAGCACCACAGACGGUCAGUGCUGUGAUGAUGCAUUGUUACUGAGAGACAGGCAGAGGAGCUCUAGGGUGCUGGGUAGUUAAUCUCACCCAAACUCAGGUGGACAUAUCACAUCCUUGUUUUUCUAAAAUUUUUAAGCCAGAAAAAUAAGUGAAAACCUAAAUCCAGAGGUCUGUGUGACUUUUAGAUUCCACCUUUUUUCUUUUAAUUUCAUUGAAUGCAGGAAUGAAUGAUUGUCAUAAUCAGAUUGUUGUAAUUUAUAACUGACAGCUUCAGUUCAGUGUAAUGAUAAUCUCAUAUUAACGCUUUGUAUUGUCUGUUCUUGGUACCAUAUGUUCUGUUGCCCAUCUCACAUAUUCUCCUCCAAAUAUUUUUUGUGGACAUUUUAAGCCCAUUUCUGGAAAUGGGGCCGUUAUACUUAAUUAAAACUUGUGAAAUUCAUUGGAAUGUGGCAUUUUAUAUUUUGAAUACUAUAACUUUGUGUAUGAAGAAAUACGUAGAUUCAUUCAGCAUGUCCACUGAAAAAAAGGCAAUAACAAUACCAUGUAGUGCAAAGAGAAGGAUUAAGUUGACUGAAAGCUUUGCUCCAGCAAAUUACUGUUUGAUGAUGAUUGCUGAGAUGAGCUACUGCUGUGCGAGCUCUAACAACUAGCAACAUUUGGACUUUUAUGAAAUCAAACGCUCACUGUUCAUUGACUUCAGAGUUCAUUUUCUGUGUGUGCAACCAGGAUAUGAAAAAACAAUAAAAAAUGUA
Messenger RNA from Chelmon rostratus (copperband butterflyfish), 7975 nucleotides. It is a transcript of the gene phaf1, whose product is annotated as phagosome assembly factor 1. The transcript is spliced from 16 exons. Gene Ontology annotation, biological process: Golgi to plasma membrane protein transport. Gene Ontology annotation, cellular component: synaptic vesicle membrane; trans-Golgi network; dendrite. Lineage: Eukaryota; Metazoa; Chordata; Actinopteri; Chaetodontiformes; Chaetodontidae. The record is from RefSeq and is a predicted model, not a curated record. Bases 1220 to 2470 code for a protein of 416 amino acids.